Molecule: messenger RNA, 1603 nt
Organism: Rattus norvegicus (Norway rat)
Lineage: Eukaryota; Metazoa; Chordata; Mammalia; Rodentia; Muridae
Source: RefSeq, a predicted model, not a curated record
UCACUGGUUGGUGGUUUAGUCCCUGGGAGCUCUUGGAGAUCUGUACCCCUUUCUGCCGGUGCUGGCUGUGGGGCGCUCAAGAGCCUGGACAGCGCCUGUGGGAAGACGAGCAGGAAGGAGCGGAGGAAAGGAAGUGGUCAGCAGCCCCGGGGUCUCAGAGAGCCCAUUGUGAUGCUGGCCAGGCUGGUGCUUGGGACCUCAUGCAGGGCGGUCCUAGGAUCAGUGGAGCCUGCGCUUGGCGGUUUGAAGUCAAGAUGGGGAAGCAGCCAACAUUUUUGUUCUACUCUCUCUAAGGAUGUGACUUAUAGGGAACUUAAAAACCUAUUGAACUCCAAAGACAUUAUGUUAAUUGAUGUUAGAAAUACAUGGGAAAUUCUUGAGCAUGGAAAAAUACCUGGAUCAGUCAACAUACCAUUGGAUGAGGUAGGUGAAGCACUACAGAUGAACCCAAGGGAGUUCAAGGAGAAGUAUGGUGAAGAGAAGCCAUCCAAGUCCGACCGUCUAGUGUUUUCUUGUCUAGCUGGAGUGAGAAGUAAGAAGGCUAUGGACACAGCAAUAUCACUGGGCUUUAACAGUGCUCAACAUUAUAUUGGAGGAUGGACGGAAUGGGUAACCUAUGAAAUUUCAGAGAAGAAACAAAGUUGACUUUUGGAAUAACAGACUCUGUGUUCAUAUAGACAAGGAUGGUGGAUUAAGCAAAAGAAAAACCCAACCUUGGUACCAAAGGCUAAUAGAUUCUGUAUAACUACUUGGUGACUGUUUUUCUCAUCUGAGAACUGAGGGUACUGUUCCCCUGAACAUUUUCAAAGACUACUGCACACUAAGAUAAUAUGAAUCACCAUUGAAAUAGAUUCUACUGUUCAUUUUUUUUCCUUUUCUUUCUUUUUUUUUUUGGAGCUGGGGACCGAACCCAGGGCCUUGCACUUGCUAGGCAAGCGCUCUACCACUGAGCUAAAUCCCCAACCCCUCUGUUCAUUUUUUAAAAUUCUUCUCUUAUACAUUACAUCCCACACCUCAGUUUUCCCUCCCUCUACAGUUAAUUUUUAAGUAGUUUGGCAUUCCAAAAAGAUCAGAUAGCUUGUAUUACCUAAUCAUGUGUGAUCAUGGUUGUGAGCAAAAACAGUGUGUUAACAAGCAGUCCCAAUUUUAAACAAUAACUUAGCUUCCAGUUUUAGCCUCAUACUUGUAGGUCCAAUACUUGAAAGAUGGAGGCAAGAAGACUUCCGUGAGUUUGAGUCCAGCUGGGGCUAGAGAGACCCUGUUUCAAAAGAAAAGAAUCUGGGGUCUGGAGAAGUCAACUCUACUCAGGAAACCCAUUCACAGCAUCUGAAAACUCAUGGCAAUGUGUGGCCAGAAUAGUAACAAUGUAACUCAUUUUAAAAAGUAUAACUAAUGUGAGAAUAAAUAUCCCAACAGGUUUUGAUUGUAGAGAGCAAAGUAACCUGGAAGAGGCCAGGAAAUUUUGUGGGAUACUAGAGAUGUUCUGUGGCAUGACAGAAGUGUCAAGAGUGUGUGUCAAAAACUUAUCAAGGCAAACAUAAAAAUGUGUCUUUACAAGUCAUAGACCUCAUUUCAAAACUAAUAAAAUAUUGUCCCAGUGUGA